Symbiodinium natans is the source of this 1494-nucleotide messenger RNA. NCBI's taxonomy places the organism in Eukaryota, Dinophyceae, Suessiales, Symbiodiniaceae. The record is from the annotation of a GenBank genome assembly.
AUGUCCACAGGGGGUACGGAUCACGAUCCCCUCGCUCCCACAGGCCCCAGGUCGAGCCACGCUGCUGAAAAGACGCAGAGUGCUGGUCAAGUUGCCCUAGGAAUGGAGCGAGCCGGGCCUAAGGUAGAAGGCCAGGCGUCAGUCCGCCUCACGCAGCAAGGGCUGCCUGAGGAUGGCAAGCUCAAGAAAAAGAAGAAGCUGGUGGUGCUGAAGACUGCAGCGCGCGGGAGUUUGGCACCAGUGGCACAGGUUGAAUCGCCCGAGGGAGAUCUCGAGGCGUAUGUGGGGGAGGAGCUCCUCGGUUUGCUAUCAAGCUUGGAGGAGCGGCAGAAGAAGAUCGAGACCAAGUUGGAGGGAUGGAUGGACAAGCAGUGUGAUGGCAUGCAGCGCCAGGACAAGCUGCUGGGUGAGCUCUUGGGUCACCUCGCCUCGAAGUCGAUGGUCAGUUUCGAGGAGCGGCGGCAGAUCGCGGACACCAGGAAGCGCUUCGGCUUCGAAGGGAAGGACAAGAAGCCCGCCCUCAGCCGUGCAGCCUCCGACGGUGCUGUGAUGAGCACCGACACGAUUCGCCCACCUCGACAGAAGGACAGAGAGCAGCACAUCCGGAACUGGGAAGAGCGCGAGAGAGCGAAGCUCCUAGUUCCUCCAGCAACGUCGCGAGGUCCCGCUGCCGGCGCAGGCGAGGAGCGUUCCGUGUCCUUCAGCUCUGUGCAGGAGCAGCGCUCGGUCUCCUUCGUCCCUCGAGAGACCGUCGAUCUCGAGACCAACGUGGAAGGCAAAGCCUCCCUAUUCACAGCGAAAUCCGUCAAAAGCGGGCCGCGGGCUUCUGCCGGCAAUCUCAGCAAGGUGGCGCAGAUCAAGACCAUCCGCUGCUCCGUGGAGCGCGAAGAGGCCUUCUCACAGCUGCGCAAGAAUCAGAUGGGCGAACGGUAUGGGACAAAGGGGACAUUUGGAUCGCGGGAGAAGUUCGUCGCCAACGUAACCUCGGCGGUUCGAUCUCAGUGGCUUGAGUGGUGCACUCUGACUGUCACGGUGCUCUCUGCAGUUCUUGUCGGCUGGGAGGUGGACCGUGCGGCUGAGUCCUCGGCGGACUUGCCUGCUGUGCUGGUGGUCUUCAAACACCUGACGACGCUCUUGUUCCUGAUGGAGGUCAGCGCUCGCAUUUUGGUGGACGGGAAGGAGUUCUUCGACCCUUAUGGAGAUGACAUCGGCUGGCACGUCCUGGAGAUUAUCAUGGUCACGGCAGGCAUUGCCGAGUUCAUCGUGGACUGUGCUGGCUUUUCAGGACAGGCAAGCUUCCUGGUAGUCAUCCGAAUCGGGCGGGCUGCCCGCCUGCUGCGCAUCCACCGCGUGCUCCAGAAGGUCCCCGCGCUGCGCAUGAUCUACCACUCCAUGCUGGCAACGACCCGCUCGCUGUUUUGGGCCAUUGCCAUGCUGUCCAUCGUCAUCUACUGCUUCGCCAUUGUCUUCCAGCAGGUUGCGACACGGGUUUAG